AUGGCGCUUCUGAGACUACGGAGGAUGAGGUGUUUUGUCGUCUGGUCCUUCGCUUUCGUUGUAGCCGCCGUGUGCGCGCAAAGUCCCGGUGGUGUCCAUGACCCGAGCAAUAUGACUUUGGUGAAAGAAACAGUGGACAGACUUCUGAAAGGUUACGAUAUACGAUUGAGACCCGAUUUUGGAGGUGCUCCGGUUGGCGUAGGGAUGAAUAUUGACAUAGCCAGCAUAGACAUGGUAUCUGAAGUCAACAUGGACUACACGUUGACCAUGUACUUCCAGCAGGCGUGGAGGGACAAGCGACUGUCCUACUCCGAGAUCCCCCUGAACCUGACAUUGGACAAUCGAGUGGCUGAUCAGCUGUGGGUGCCGGACACAUACUUCCUCAAUGACAAGAAAUCCUUUGUGCACGGAGUGACAGUGAAGAACCGGAUGAUACGACUGCAUCCAGACGGAACGGUGUUGUACGGACUCAGAAUCACCACCACCGCUGCCUGUAUGAUGGACCUGAGGAGAUACCCCCUGGAUGAGCAGAACUGCACACUGGAGAUCGAAAGCUAUGGAUACACCACAGAUGACAUUGAGUUCUACUGGAGAGGAGGACACAACGCUGUGACCGGAGUCGACCGGAUCGAGCUGCCGCAAUUCUCCAUUGUUGACCACAAACUCAUCGCUAAGAAAGUGGUUUUCUCAACAGGAGCGUACCCUCGCCUGUCCCUGAGCUUCAAACUGAAGAGGAACAUCGGCUACUUCAUCUUGCAGACAUACAUGCCGUCUAUCCUGAUCACCAUUCUGUCCUGGGUCUCCUUCUGGAUCAACUACGACGCUUCAGCUGCCAGAGUGGCCUUAGGGUGCUGUGGCGAGGGCGGGGUGGGGUCCUUAGGGUGCUGUGGCAGGGCGGGUGAGGUCCUCAGGGUGCUGUGUGGAGCAGGGUGGGGUCCUUUGGGUGCUGUGGCGAGGGCGGGGUGGGGUCCUUAG
Molecule: messenger RNA, 975 nt
Organism: Knipowitschia caucasica
Lineage: Eukaryota; Metazoa; Chordata; Actinopteri; Gobiiformes; Gobiidae
Source: the annotation of a GenBank genome assembly